This is a messenger RNA of Knipowitschia caucasica, 795 nucleotides long. Lineage: Eukaryota; Metazoa; Chordata; Actinopteri; Gobiiformes; Gobiidae. The record is from the annotation of a GenBank genome assembly.
AUGUCGGAAAUAAAAGACAAAUUGGGUUUGUCGCUGAAGACGGGAAUGGGGGGCCCGCAGAGAGGAUGCUCGGCUGCCGUAGUCACCAGGGUUAAAGAGAAAAGUCACUGUCCUUUUCCCGACCACAUAAACGACCGCCCGUGGAGUGGGGGAUUGUGGGUCCAUUCUCUCGAAGCCGUGUGGCCCUUUGGCACAAGCAGCACCAGAGCCCUCAGGAGCCAUGAUGGCAUUACCGCAGAUUACCGCACUGUGUUUGGCUGUGGCGGGUGGGCUGCUGGGGGGGCUGGGGUUUCGCUUGUGGCGGCCAUGUUGGAAUGGUUGGUUUUCCCCCGCGGACAGAUGCGUUGCCAAAGCCUGUUGAGCUCCUUGUCACACUCCCCCUGCGCAGGAGUGCUGGGUCUAUCGUUGCUGGCUUGCACACGCCCCGGUUUUGCCGAUAUAAACACGUUCAGACUCACACCACUGUACUCCUACACCGGAGAGGUGGGUGAAGUGCAAAGACACAACAACUAUGCAGCCGAGAGGGGGCCGAGCAGGUGCCCCUCUCCAGCUAGGGGUCCCGCCGAUGAAGCUUCGCCAAACAAGACUCCCUUGCCCCGUGACAGCCACACGUCACUCUCCGCUUGGACCAUCUGGGCACCCUUCUCCCCGUCCUACCUGCCCAAGAUGGCGGGGGCUUCGGGGUUGGCGGCAGAUGCCAGUUCCUCCGCGUUCACCUCGUCACCCCGUUCCAUCCGUCCCCAUCACUUCUUCACCGCGCUCUCCAUUCCUGUCAUGUCGGGAAGCAGCUGGUAG